UUGCCUGCGUUCCAUGCCAAAACGAGGUUCCGGGAACUAGUUGCGAACCAGCGUGUGACAUUAGUCCUAGGUCAGACUGGUUGCGGUAAGAGCACUCAGUUGCCUCAGUUUCUGCAGGGCAAUAUUGUCUGUACUCAGCCGCGAAAGCUCGCAGCCAUUUCCCUAGCUCAGCGCGUCGCAAGCGAACGCGGAGAGCCUGACCCAAGGAAUCAGGGUGGAGGAUAUCACUAUGGCUCAUCGUCUUCAAGUUGUUCUUCAAGUAGUUGGAAGCAUAAGAACAAUAAGACGAAGCAUGGCUUUGGCUACAACAGCGCUAGUAAAGCAACGACGUCGAGCGUUGGUUACUGCGUUCGUGGCGAUGUGGCUAUACCCUCCACCUGUGAGCUGGUUUUCUGUACCGUAGGUGUUUUGAUUCGCAAGCUGCUGGAGGACAACAUCGACUUCACGCAUUUGGUGAUAGAUGAAGCGCACGAGCGCAGUUUAGAUAUAGACUUUUUGUUGAUGUUGGUCGCGAAUCACAUUCGCAAGUCUGUAUUGGAUAAUGCGCAUCCGCGAUUUAAGCUCAUUAUUAUGAGCGCAACGUUGGACCAGAAGAUUUUCCAGAUGUUUCCAGACGCGGAGCGAUUGGAAAUC
This is a messenger RNA of Amoebophrya sp. A25, 633 nucleotides long. NCBI's taxonomy places the organism in Eukaryota, Dinophyceae, Syndiniales, Amoebophryaceae. The record is from the annotation of a GenBank genome assembly.